Colletotrichum destructivum is the source of this 4644-nucleotide messenger RNA. Its product is annotated as Putative Rab-GAP-TBC domain-containing protein. Bases 772 to 3939 code for a protein of 1055 amino acids. The record is from RefSeq and is a predicted model, not a curated record. The transcript is spliced from 3 exons. NCBI's taxonomy places the organism in Eukaryota, Fungi, Ascomycota, Sordariomycetes, Glomerellales, Glomerellaceae.
AAACGGCAGAACCAGAAGCACCAGAGGCACCAAAGGCAAUAGAGGCACCACUCGACGCGCCAAACCAGACCAAUCGCCUCCUGUACCGUCCAACCCCGAGCCCAUUCUGUCUCUCGCUCCCUCCAGCAGACCUCCAGCAGAUCCCAUCGAAGCCGCCCUUUCUAUUCCCCAGCGUCGGUUGCAAUUGUACAAUAACACCGGCUGUGUGUCGCCUUGCUUCUGCCUCGUUGCUCAAUACCCCCUUGCACCUUGCCCUCUCUGGUUUGUUUUUAUUUUUUAAAACAAGGAAUCCGUCGGUCCGAUAUUUCAUUGCCUCCAAAGCCACACUCACGUUCACCCAUCUCACCCGAAUCACGCUCAUACCUGCCUCUGUCGGUUCUGGCUGUCGUGUUACCGCCGCCAACCUUGUUGCACAUCCCGGGUCCGCAUUGCUUGCGAGUCCUGGCCUCGUGCUAUCUACUGUCACCCAUCAUACAUUGCGGUACAACCCGACCCUGGCCGACUCGCGAACCGCCCACAGGGAACGAAAAGAAUAAAAUAGAAAGGAAGAGACACCCACAGCCCGAUCUCGAACUGCCAACACCUCGGGUUCUGACUCGUCGAGGCGAGAUUGCCCUGCGUUUUAUGAGUCUUAGAAACGGGACUGCAACCACGCGCACUCGUUGUUGACUGUCCUACCGUUGGACACAUCUGACGAGUCCACAUUCCAGUCGCUACUGCGUUGACUUUCUCUCUUCCAACAAUACCAACAAACCCGUCGGGGGCCUGGCCAUGGAGCCGGCGCUACAGCAACGGAAUCCUACAGUCGAAAACAACACGGAGCUGACGCAUGCCCAAACCGAUUCGAGGCCCGCUGCCGCCGCCGCCGCCGACGACGACGACCACCGGGAGACGCCCAAAAUGUUGGCCCACGAUUCCAUGGUGACGGUCAGGCUAUCUGAGCCGCCUGCCUUGACCCUCGAUACCAACGUUGGCCCAGAUUCGCCCCCGAGGAGGAGACCCAGCACUGUUCGAAUCGAAAGAUUGCCAUUUCCGGUCAAAGAAGCAGACGAAGCUGAAGCAAAGAACCUACGUGAGGACGACAACAACGAUACGCCGCAUAGUGACCCGGCGACGCCAUUGCCUGUUACAGCCGCCGCCAAGAGCCUCCAAGACGAGCUGGUGGGCUGUGAGGAGAAGAAGGACGAAGCGGACGAAGCGGACGAAGACCUGGCGACUUCAGUGCAAGCUCCAAGGGACCAGGGGGAACACGAAAGCCAGCACGUUCACGACGAGGACAACGAAGAAGAAGACGAGGACGAGGAGGUAAAUUGGGACGAAUUGCAAAAAUCAGAAGCACAAGAGCCUAGGGACGCAGAUACAGACAGAUCAACGGCCAUGUUGCUGGCUAUGUUGGAGCAGGAAAACGACAAGUUGGCUACGAACCCGAAAAGCAUCAAAGUACAGGCUGUUGAACAAGUCGCCGCUUCCAGUCGCCCCAGACCGCCAUCAAUGGCACAACUACGACACAUGGUUCAUGGACCAACGCCCCCUGCCCUGCGAUAUUCGAUGCUUCCGCCCCCGCCGAUGACCGACCUCGAGUUCUACGCCGCGCUGGUCAAAGACUACCAACAGACGGCCGCUCGACUGCCGACUCUCCUCUCGAACAAGAUCCGCAAAGGCAUUCCACCUCCGCUGCGAGGAGUCGUGUGGCAGAGCAUGUCGGGCGCCCGCGACUCAACGUUGGAAGAGCAAUACGAACGAUUCACUGGCGAGUCGAGCCCUUACGAACCCAUCAUUGGCAAAGACCUCGGACGGAGUUUCCCUGGCGUCGAUAUGUUUCGCGACCCCGAAGGCGACGGACAACGCAUGCUCGGCAGGGUACUGAAGUGCUUCAGUCUCUACGAUACAAAGAUUGGUUAUUGCCAAGGGCUGGCUUUUCUCGUUGGCCCGCUGUUGAUGCACAUGCCCGACAAGCAGGCGUUUUGCGUAUUGGUCCGUUUGAUGGAACGAUAUGAUCUGCGCAGCUGUUUCCUGCCAGACCUGUCAGGACUGCAUGUGCGCAUCCACCAGUUUCGAGAGCUUCUCCAAGAACACAUGACGCCAGUGUCGAAUCAUCUGGAGGACCUCCAGGUCGACCCUGCCUACGUUUCACAAUGGUUCCUCAGCUUUUUCGUCGUUACAUGUCCCCUGCCGAUGCUGUUUCGCAUCUACGAUGUUAUCUUUGCAGAGGGGGCCCCGGAGACCCUCAUGCGGGUCGCCCUAUCCCUGAUGCAGAAGAACCAAGCCCGGAUAUUAGCGUGCACCGAGCUCGAGGAUGUCAUGCAACUUCUCCUUUCGAGGGGUCUGUGGGAUUGUUAUCAUUACAACGCAGACGAGUUUGUCCAGGAUUUUGUCAGUCUAUCAGGCGUUGUCACUCGAGAGAAGCUGCUGCAGUUGGAGCAGGGGUACCGAGACGCGCAAAUCGCUAGCGCAAAUGCGGCGCGUUCCUCCGACGUGACCACUGCAGCCUCCCGAUUCCUCGGCCGCAUUUGGGCUUCCUCCACCAUCAUCUCCCCGAAGUCCUCCUCCACCCUCAGCCCGGGCCUCACCGCUCCGUCACGGCCCAUGAGCAUGUUGCGUAGGAGCACCUCCAAACAGAGCCUGGCCUCCACCCUCAAUUCGAUGGAGGCCAGUUCUGUCAGCGUUCUCAGCUCUGCAUCCACCGAAGCCACCACCGUGUCCCGAGAUUCAUCAAACACUACCGACGACUAUUCAUCCAUCCGCGAGUCAACGCCCAUCCCUGGCGGCAAGGCGCUCCAUGGCAACAGCGGCAAGAACAACAAAGAGAACGCCCUGCAUACCCAGAUCGAGGACCUUCUCACCGCCUUGACCGAGUUGCAACGAAACCACGCCCAGCUCGCGAGCGAACUACAAAAGGAACGGGAACAGCGCGAGGAGGACAAAAAGGCCGUCCGGUCAUUGCUUGACGGGCUGCGCAAAAAGGCCAGCAACGACUCUGUCAGCACCGAUGCGAGCGUCGAUACUCUCAAAGCGGCUGAUGGCCCCGCAACCGAGGCACGCGAGGGAGGCCAGGGAGACGUGUCCACUGCCAAGGCUGGCGGGCAGGAUGGACCCUCGCCAGAGGACCUAUCACAGCUUCUUGAUUCUGUCGAGGAGAGGUUCGGCCGUCAUGGUAGUAGCGAUCGCAGAGUAUCCCUAGGGAGGGAGUCAAGAUCGGAGAUGCAGCAGGAACUACAACAGCUCAAGGACCAGCUCGCCAGUGCGGUGUCGCAAUCGCAGGACUACAACCGGAAGAUUCACGAUUUGGACCAGGAAAUAUCGGCCCUGAAAGACCAAGUGCGCGAAUCUCACUCGCACGCACGCAUCCUGCAUCAAGACAAACAGAGGCUGGAGAAACAAAUACACACCAUGAGGGCGCGGGCAUCGGCCGCCGAAGCGGAUAGUAAUACUCAGCAAGAUGGCGAUGGGCCCAUGCGUAAGAGCUCUGCUAGUGGUGCAAGCGGCCUGAGAGAGUUGAAGCUUGGUAGGAGCAAGUCGACACCGUCUCAAGCUGGGUUGAUCUUGAACAAGCGGUCGUCGUCUCUGCCGAAGCCUCACGACUCGACGCCCCCUCCAGCUACGCAGGCCCCUCUCCCUCCUGCGCCACCACCGCCGCCGCCAAUAGACGAUCAACACGAGGCAUUGUUGCUGGAGCUCGUUCAGGCCAAGACCGCCGAAGCUAUUGCCAGGCAAGAGGCCGAGGAGACCAAGCAGAAGCUGGAAAGUCUGCGCAAGGCUUACGGCGCGGCGGCGGCAGAGACAUCACCGGCGGCGGGGUCGGCUGCAUCAGCCGCCAUGGGCGUUUUUGGUCGCCUCACCGGCGCUGCUACGGAGCCCGCUAAACCCGCCUCGCCCGCGACGACGCCAGCUGUUGCCGGCGCGGCGGCGGCGGGAGGAUUCUGGGGUUGGAGGAGAUAAACGGGGAUCGGCCACGUCAUGGUCACACUGGCGCUUCAGCGCAACAACUAGAGGAGCAUCCGGGGGCAUCUAGAGCAUCUUGCAUCAUGGUUUCUGCGACAGGUACCAGGCCCGUCAGCUCCCCACACAUUUACUCGUUUGCAUUCCGUGGGAGAGUAGACCGAGGGCAUUUUGCAUGCGUGGAAGCGGGUAAGCUGGCUCUCCACGUUGGGAGGGGGAUGUUUUUCUUUAAUAUUCUUCUUCUCAACCCCAAAACCCAUCACAUUGGCAUCCUAGACUGUUUAUUUACUUUUCUUCCAUUCACACCAAACAUGGCACCGGAGUUGAGAAGACUCUAUUAACCCCUACCAUCUCCAACGGGCGAGGCGGAAGGGCUUCGUCUCCGAUCCUUCAUGGCCAGGGGUUUUUGGUUCGUCGGUCUCGUCUGCUAUUUUCUUACUUCCGGGCAGAUGGACAGGAGUUGUUCUUUUUUCCCUAUCUAGUUUCGCCCUUCGCCCUUCGGCAAAGCGAGAUUGAAGUACAGACAGACAGCAGAACAAUCCAAUACGUGAUAUGAAGGCGAAGCUGAGGGGUUCCAAAGCAAUUCACGACAUGAUCAGCUGAUGGCCUGUGAGGCUCGUCAAGGCGGAUGUGGCCCGUACGCAACCCCUUUUUCGUUCGCCCGUUUCGGCAACAUCGUGGAUACUCCUUUCCCCGACAACGUUG